Molecule: messenger RNA, 1011 nt
Organism: Aspergillus pseudonomiae
Lineage: Eukaryota; Fungi; Ascomycota; Eurotiomycetes; Eurotiales; Aspergillaceae
Product: NADP-dependent oxidoreductase domain-containing protein
Exons: 2
Coding region: 1-1011 (336 amino acids)
Cellular component (GO): cytoplasm
Source: RefSeq, a predicted model, not a curated record
AUGCCUUGCCCACCAAGACUCCUCGAGCAGAAAACCCCCGUAAACCCCAUCGGCUACGGGGCAAUGUCCCUCAGCGCCUAUUAUACCAACACGCCCGAGUCGGACUCCAAGCGCCUCGCCUUUCUAGAUCAUAUCUACGCCACAGGGCAACGCUUCUGGGAUACAGCGAACAAUUACGGCGACAAUGAGGAAUUAAUCGGCAAGUGGCUGGCGCUGAAUCCUGAGAAACGAAAAGAUAUAGUCCUGGCAACGAAGUUCGGGCAGGUGGGUGGCGGAGCGGGGAGAAAUGAUGCAGAGUAUGCGCGAGAGUGUUGCGAGAGGAGCUUGCAGAAGCUUCAGACCAGUUAUAUCGAUUUGUACUAUGUACAUCGGGUCGAUACGGCGGUUCCUAUUGAGAAGACCGUGCAGGGGCUGGUGGGACUAGUUCGAGAAGGGAAAAUUCUCCAUCUUGGUCUUUCGGAGGUGUCGCCUCAGACUCUUCGGAGAGCUCACGCUGUGCACCCCAUUGCCGCGGUACAGAUGGAAUACAGUCUUUUUGCGUUGGAUGUCGAAAAGCCCGAGACUGAUCUACUGAGCACCACGAAGGAGCUCGGCGUCGCGCUUGUGGCAUAUUCACCUCUAAGCCGGGGUCUAUUGUCCGGCCGGCUUAAGAGUCCUGACGACCUAGAAGAGGGUGAUUUUCGAAAGGGAAUACCACGAUUCUUUCCAGAAAACUUCCACAAGAACCUGGAGCUGGCUGAAAAGUUGCAUGCCAUUGCGGCCCGGAAAGGCAUAACGGUAGGCCAGUUGGCCCUUGCGUGGUUGUUGGCGCAAGGCGAUAAUGUCAUUCCCAUACCAGGGACGAAGAGUAUUGACUACUAUAAUGAGAAUAUGGGAGCAUUGGAGGUGGAGUUGAGUAUGGAAGAUCUGUGUGAGACUCGAGCAGCAGCGGAAAACGCUGAUGUCAGGGGACAUCGAUAUGCAGCGGAGACGUCCCCGAGCUCUUAUUUUGUGGAUACACCAUCAUUGUAA